Messenger RNA from Trichosurus vulpecula (common brushtail), 3206 nucleotides. Its product is annotated as zinc finger protein 420-like. Gene Ontology annotation, biological process: regulation of transcription by RNA polymerase II. The transcript has 5 exons. The record is from RefSeq and is a predicted model, not a curated record. Lineage: Eukaryota; Metazoa; Chordata; Mammalia; Diprotodontia; Phalangeridae. Bases 210 to 2717 code for a protein of 835 amino acids. Gene Ontology annotation, molecular function: RNA polymerase II cis-regulatory region sequence-specific DNA binding; DNA-binding transcription factor activity, RNA polymerase II-specific.
GUCUUUGGUGCGCGCCCUCCUGGGCUCUGCCGCAGCCGACGCCGCCAGGACUGAGUCCCGCGUCCCGUGCCCGGGCCUGCUGCAGAAUGAAUGCAUGUAUAAAUGAAUGAAGGAAGGAAGGAGUGAAUGCAAGCACAGCCUGCUGUCUCUGUCCACCCUGGCCCAGUCCUGGCAGCCUGGAGGAAGAAGAGGAGGAGGAAGAGGCGGGAAUGGCCCCCGGGACCCUCCAGGCGGUGGUGACGCUCAGCGACGUGGCAGUGGACUUCUCCGUGGAGGAGUGGGAGCAGCUGACCCCUGCCCAGAAGGAAUUAUACCGGAGUGUGAUGCUGGAGAACUACAGGAACCUGGUGUGCCUGGGACUGGCAGCGUCCAGCCCAGAUGUGAUGGGCCUGCUGGAGCGAGGCGAAGGACCUUGGACACUAGAAGGCAGAGUCCAGAGAGGCCAUCGUGCAGAUCAGGAGACAAGCAGUGAAACCCAGGAGGCAGCUACAAAACAAGGCCUCUCUAUGGAAGACUCAUCCCAAGAAAGACUCAAAAACAGUAGUUCCUGUGGAUCCAAGUUGAGAGAAACUCGGAAGUGCAAUGUCAUAUUAGAGGGACAGCGGGACAAUGAGAAGAAAUAUUCUGGACAAUUAAAAAUCACCCAAAGGAAAACUCUCAGUAAAGUGAGAGGCCAAGAAUAUAAUCAGUGUGGAAGAAGCUUCGGUUUAGAUCCAGUCCUUUUUCCACAACAGAGAGUGUCCAUAGGAAAGAGUCUCCAUAAACAUGAUAUACACAGAAAGAGCUUUAGGAUGUAUUCAGACUUAAGAAAAUGUAAUAGACUUUACUCAAAGAAGAUUUUGUCUAAGUAUAAUGAAUGUGAGAAACCCUUCAGUUAUAUUUCGGACUUGAUUGAUUAUCAAAGAAUCCAUGCUGCAGAGAAACCUUAUGAAUGUAAUGAAUGUUCGAAGGCCUUCUGCCGGAGCACACAACUUAGAAUACAUCAGAGAAUUCAUACUGGGGAGAAGCCUUAUGAAUGUAAUGAAUGUAGGAAAGCUUUUAGCCAGAGCUCACAGCUCAUUCAACAUCAGAGAAUUCAUACUGGAGAGAAACCUUAUGAAUGUAAUGAUUGUGGGAAGGCCUUCCGCUGGAACUCACAGCUUAUUCAACAUCAGAGAAUUCAUACUGGAGAGAAACCUUAUAAAUGCAACGAAUGUGGGAAGGCCUUCCACCAGAGCACAGUACUUACUCAGCAUCAGAGAAUUCAUAGUGGAGAGAAAGCUUAUGAAUGUGACGAAUGUGGGAAGUCUUUCCACUGGAGCACACAACUUACUGUGCAUAAGAGAAUUCAUACUGGAGAGAAACCUUAUAAAUGUAAUGAAUGUGGGAAGGCCUUCCGACGAAGCUCACAGCUCACUGAACAUCAAAGAAUCCAUACUGGUGAGAAGCCUUAUGAAUGUAAUGAAUGCGGGAAAACCUUCCGCCAGAGCUCACAGUUGAACCGACACCAGACAAUUCAUACUGGAGAGAAACCUUAUGUAUGUAAUGAGUGUGGAAAGGCCUUUCACCAGAGUGCAGGGCUUACUCAACAUCAGACAAUUCAUACUGGAGAGAAGCCUUAUGAAUGCAAUGACUGUGGGAAAGCCUUUAGCUUGAGCACACGACUUACAGUACACCAGAGAAUUCAUACUGGUGAGAAACCAUAUAAAUGUAGUGAAUGUGGGAAAACCUUUCGCCAGAGUGCAGGACUUACUCAGCAUCAGACAAUUCAUACUGGAGAAAGAGCUUAUGAGUGUAAUGAGUGUGGGAAAUCCUUCCGACAGAACUCACAGCUUACUCGACAUCAGGUAAUCCAUACUGGAGAGAAACCCUAUGAAUGUAAUGAAUGUGGAAAGACCUUCCGUCAAAGCUCACAGCUUACUCAACAUCAAGUAAUUCAUACUGGAGAGAAACCUUAUGAAUGUAAUGAAUGUGGGAAGACCUUCCGUCAAAGUUCACAGCUUACUCGUCAUCAAAUAAUUCAUACUGGAGAGAAGCCUUAUGAAUGUAAUGAAUGUGGGAAAGCCUUUCGACGGAGCACAGAACUUACACGACAUCAAACAAUUCAUACUGGAGAAAAGCCUUAUGAAUGUAGUGAAUGUGGGAAGGCAUUCCGCCGUAGCACAGGACUGGCUGAACAUCAGAGAAUUCAUACUGGAGAGAAACCUUUUGAAUGCAAUGAAUGUGGGAAGGCCUUCCGCCUGAGCAUCGGACUUACUGAACAUCAGAGAAAUCAUACUGGAGAGAAACCAUAUGAAUGCAUCGAAUGUGGGAAGGGCUUCACUCUGAGCACACAACUUAAUCGGCAUCAGAGAAUUCACACUGGAGAGAAACCUUAUGAAUGUAAUGAAUGUGGGAAACCUUUUCGACAGAGAGCUCACCUUAGUCAACAUCAGACAGUUCAUACUGGGGAAAAACCUUAUGAAUGUAAUGAAUGUGGAAAGGCCUUUAGCAGAAGCACUGGACUUACUGAACAUCUGAGGAUUCAUACUGGAGAGAGACCUUAUCAAUGUAAUGACUGUGGAAAGACUUUCCGAUUGAGCACAGGACUGGCUGAACAUCAGAGGAUACAUAGUGGAGAAAAACCAUAUGCUUGUGAUGAAUGUGGGAAGGCCUUUAGCCUAAGCAAGCACCUUACUCAACAUUACAGGAUUCACACUGAAGAGAAGCCUUAUGAAGGCAAAGCUUUAGGGAUAUAACAAAGUAUGAAGGAUUUCAGUUAGACUUGAUACUUUAUGGAAAAUUAGAGAGCUCAAAGUAAAGGGAAACGUUAUGGAUCAACUAGAUCAUUGUUUAAUUUCCCCUGGUGGCUUCUCCUCUCAAUCGCCAGCUCUCUCCCUCUUCCAACCCCCCAUACUUAUAACAGAUAAUUUAUGCUCCUAGUUUACUGAGAAUACUGUGGCAAUCCUAUUGGAAUUUGCUUCUUUAAUUCUCUUUCUCAAUAGGUCUUCGACUUGCCAACUGUUCUUUUUUCCUUCUUAGUGUCUUUAUUAAAGCCAAUUCCUUGGCCUAUGUCUUUGACUCAUCACUUCCUGCUUACUCCAGUUUCAUCUUCCAGCAAUCUUCUCUUCUCUGACAUGUAUCUCAGACCUGUAUACUGGCUCUUUCCCAGCUGAUUACAAAACACAGUCAGAUAUUCCCAAUUUAAUGUGUUCCUAAUCAUGCUACUAUCUUACCUCUUCUCCCUU